GAGAGUGAGAGAACAAGCGAAUGAGAGAAGAGGCUCGCGAGCAGCGCCGCGCACUGUUCCACUGGAUUGUACUUGAACGGGAGUUUGCGGUUUGGCAGGUUUAUACACAUCAAAACAGAACAAAGAGACGGGCUCGAGCACGGCCACAGCGCCGGGAAACAAGAGAGGAGAAAAAGAAGAAAGCGAGGGGAGAAAUCUCAGCGACUGAAUUACAAAAGAACUGAGGACACUCCGCUCAUGGUUUCCACAUCUACACGGGGACAUAAACCGGGACUUUGUACGCUGUGGAGAAUUUGCGAGGCUGUUCUUUUUUUUUUUUUUCCUUCUUCUUCGUGUGUUUUGUUUGUUUUCUGCGGCCACCGAAAGUUUGCUUCGGGACAAGCGCGUGCCGUUUUUCUUAUUUGAAUUUUUAAUGUUCGCAGUUUCACCCCAGCCAGAAACUUUCGAGCCGGACAGCACAUGGUUUGAAAAAGGGCUUCUGAAAGACGUGGAUGUUUUAAUCCCUGCAGUAGAAUGUUGUAAACACGAGAGGAUUUUAUCCACUUUUUUUUCUACUCCAGGAUUUUUAUUUUAUUUUUCCGAUGGUGUUUGCCAAAGAGAAAAAAACCCUCCCCGUACUUUUAAAAGUUUGAAUAAUUCAUGAGAUACGAUUUGCCUGCUCGAGAGAAGUGACGGUUUUAGAAAAAAAGAAGAAGAAAAAAGGGGGAAGAAAGAGAAAGGGAGGGGGGUUAUCCACAAACAUAUUCAUAAGGGGCUGACGGAAUGGCCACCGCGGCUUCCAAUCCUUAUCUCCCCACCAAUAGCAUCUUAUCGUCCGGCUCCAUCGUGCACUCUGACUCCGGAGGUGGUGGCAUGCAGCCGGGCAGCGCUGCGGUUACCUCCGGGUCUGGGGGCUACAGGGGGGACCCCACGGUCAAGAUGGUUCAGAGUGACUUUAUGCAGGGCGCCAUGGCAGCGAGCAACGGGGGGCACAUGCUGAGCCAUGCCCACCAGUGGGUGACGUCCCUCCCGCACGCCGCCGCGGCCGCAGCGGCGGCCGCUGUGGCCGCGGCGGAAGCCGGGUCCCCCUGGUCGUCGAGCCCGGUCGGGAUGACGGGCAGCCCGCAGCAGCAGGACGUGAAAGGAUCCGGCAGAGACGACCUGCACACGGGCACGGCUCUACACCACAGGCCCCCCCACCUAGCUCCCCAUCAGACUCACGCCGGGAGCUGGGGCAGCACCACGGCGGCUCACAUCAACUCCAUCUCCGGGGGCCAGCAGCAGCAGCAGUCGCUCAUCUACUCCCAGCCCGGAGGCUUCACUGUCAACGGCAUGCUGAGCCCGGGCGGACAGAGCCUGGUGCACCCAGGGCUGGUGAGGGGGAACACCCCGGACCUGGACCACGGCAGCCACCACCAUCACCAUCACCACCAGCAUCCGCACCACCAGCACCACGGAGGCGGAGGAGGCGGAGGUGUCAACAGCCACGACCCGCACUCGGACGACGACACGCCGACCUCGGACGACCUGGAGCAGUUCGCCAAGCAGUUCAAGCAGCGGCGGAUCAAGCUGGGCUUCACGCAAGCAGACGUGGGCCUGGCUCUGGGCACCCUGUAUGGGAACGUCUUCUCGCAGACCACCAUUUGCAGGUUCGAGGCUCUGCAGCUCAGCUUCAAGAACAUGUGCAAGCUGAAGCCUUUGUUGAACAAGUGGCUCGAGGAGGCCGACUCUUCCACGGGCAGCCCUACCAGCAUCGACAAGAUCGCGGCGCAGGGGAGGAAGCGAAAGAAGCGCACGUCCAUCGAGGUGAGCGUCAAGGGGGCUCUGGAGAGCCACUUUCUAAAAUGCCCCAAGCCCUCGGCCCAGGAGAUCAGCAGCCUGGCGGACAACUUGCAGCUGGAGAAGGAGGUGGUUAGAGUGUGGUUUUGCAAUAGGAGACAGAAGGAAAAACGGAUGACGCCCCCGGGAGUGGCGCAGACGCCGGAGGAUGUGUACUCUCAGGUCGGCAAUGGGCAUUUUUUAGUAGAUUACUUAAAAGAUGAUGCAAGUGAAGCGAGCGACCAGAGGGUGACAACCACAAGUUCAUUCCACCAGGUAAUUUUGGCGCAUUGAGACAACAACCAAGAGGAAACCCAAGUAUUUUUUAUUAUUAUUAUCAUUAUUAUUACUAUGAUUAUGACGAUGAUGAUUCCGUUUUAAAAAAAAGAAAGAAAGAAAAAGAAAAUUCUCUGUCCCUCCAAAUCCCCAUAAAACAAAAAAGGACAAAUUAAAAAAUAUCACCCCUCAUUUCUCAUUUUCCUGUGUUUGACUGAAGAAACAACAAAGGACGCUCUUUUUUUCUUUUUGGGGCUUUUACAUUUUAAUUAUUUUUUUGUAUAUUCAGAAAUGGGACUGAACCGCCCCUUUCUACUUCUCCAUGCCCAACAAUAACAAGAGAGACAGGAGGGGGGGUAAAAACUGCAACUGUGUGAAGAAGAGUGACAUCCACGAGGCUUCCUUUAUCAUUUGCAGCUUCUUUUUGAGGUGGACUGCAUGGUUUCACUUAUGGAGAAUUAGGGAUAUAUUUUUUUCUUCUCCUUCCCUUUUUUGUUUGCCAUCUUUGAGGCCCCUCACGAGAAAGAAAAGACGAGCAGGACCAGGACUGACCUGAAAAAAAAAUACAAAAUCCUUCACGUGGGAGCUUCUUCGAUUCUACCUAUUAUUAUUAUUAUUAAUAUUAUUAUUAUUAUUAUUUAAUGGACACCACGAGUGGAUUUUUUCUUCUUCAUAUAAAAACACACAUAUAUAUAUAUAUUUUUUCCCCCCUCAUCAACAAAUAGAGACAUUUGCAAAAGACUCCAGCUGCACUUCUUUGAGAGAAAAAGGACAAAAAAAGAAAAAAAAAUCUGUUGCCAAGUGUGACUGAGUGGGUGCUGUGGAUAUCCUAUUAAUGCUGCCCUUUGUAAGCAGUAUUCUUUGGUAGGUUUUAAUAAACAAAAAGAAAAGAAAAUGAAAAAAAACUGUAAAGGCGGCAAUAUAGAUCACUAGAUCAGAUACUGAUCUGAGUUAUUUACUUUAUAUUUUUCAUCCAAAAAUGACUUGUUUUAAUAUUUUAUUGGGAAUACUUUCAACACGGUAAUUUAUUUUUCUUGCCCCCCACCCUCCCCACCCCUUCCUCCUCCUCAAGGAACUUGUGUAAGAUGCUUUCCCCUCUCUUGUUUUUUUUGUUGUUUUUUUUUUAAAAAUAUGUGUAAAUAUAUAUGUAUAUAUAUUUACAUAUAUAUAAAAAAAUUUGCCCUUAUUUGUUUAAUUUUGUUUUCUAAAGGAGCACAAAUCACCAUAAGAUGACCGUUGUUAGGUAAUAAGGGUAUAUUUUGAUGUGAUCAGUUUGAUUGUAAUUUAAUUUCAGUAGUGGUUCCGUACGAGCUGAUUGAGACACAAUAAAUUUGUUAGAAUGAAACGCA
Messenger RNA from Haplochromis burtoni (Burton's mouthbrooder), 3422 nucleotides. It is a transcript of the gene pou3f3b, whose product is annotated as POU class 3 homeobox 3b. Bases 763 to 2091 code for a protein of 442 amino acids. The record is from RefSeq and is a predicted model, not a curated record. Gene Ontology annotation, biological process: brain development; regulation of transcription by RNA polymerase II. The transcript has 2 exons. Lineage: Eukaryota; Metazoa; Chordata; Actinopteri; Cichliformes; Cichlidae. Gene Ontology annotation, cellular component: nucleus. Gene Ontology annotation, molecular function: RNA polymerase II cis-regulatory region sequence-specific DNA binding; DNA-binding transcription factor activity, RNA polymerase II-specific.